UGUGUGGGGGAAGUCGACGAUGAGCUCGGUGGCACUUUUGACCCAGGAGAGCUUUGCCGAACACCGCAGUGGCUUGACGCAGCAGCAGGUGAAAGUAACAGCUUUAAACUCUGAAGAAGAGAAGGAUCCUCCAACCUACGAGGAAGCCUUCCCUGCGCUCCCUGAGAAAGCACCAUGUUUGGAAGCUGCCCAGGAACCUGCUGGGCCCUGGAGUGAAAUCCGACCAAUAAAGGCUUCUGUCAUCACUCAGGUGUUCCAUGUGCCACUGGAGGAGAGGAAAUACAAGGACAUGAAUCAGUUUGGAGAAGGCGAGCAGGCCAAGAUCUGCCUUGACAUCAUGCAGAAGACAGCUCACCUGGAGCUGUCUCUCGCAAAGGACCAGGGCCUUUCAAUCGUGGUCUCUGGCAAGCUGGAAGCAGUCACGAAGGCUCAGAAGCAGAUUGUCACUCGACUGCAGACUCAGGCUUCAGCGACCAUUGCCAUCCCCAAGGAGCACCACCAUUUUGUCAUUGGAAAGAAGGGUGAGAAGCUGCAGGACCUGAAGCUCAAAACUGCAACCAAAAUGCAGUUUCCCCGCCCAGAUGACCCCAGCAACCAGAUCAAGAUCAGCGGCACUAAAGAAGGGAUUGAGAAGGCCCGGCACGAGAUCCUGCUUAUCUCCGCUGAGCAGGAUAAGCGUGCCGUGGAGCGGCUGGACGUGGAGAAAGUGUACCACCCUUUCAUUGCCGGCCCUUACAACAAGCUGGUGAGGGAGCUCAUGCAGGACACAGGGACACGCAUCAACAUUCCUCCACCCAGUGUCAACAAGACAGAGAUAGUCUUCAGCGGAGAAAAGGAGCACCUAGCCCAGGCUGUGGCUCGAGUUAAGAAGAUCUAUGAGGAGAAGAAGAAGAAGACUACUACCAUUGCAGUGGAGGUGAAGAAGUCCCAGCAGAAGUAUGUCAUCGGCCCCAAGGGGAAUUCCCUGCAGGAGAUCUUGGAGAAGACUGGAGUCUUUGUCGAGAUCCCACCCACUGACAGUAGCUCGGAGACGGUGAUACUGCGAGGCGAGCCUGAGAAACUUGGGCAAGCAUUGACUGAAGUCUAUGCAAAGGUACUGACAAGAUGGGCUAGGCCUCCAUUGAAGGUCCGAUGA
Molecule: messenger RNA, 1135 nt
Organism: Falco peregrinus (peregrine falcon)
Lineage: Eukaryota; Metazoa; Chordata; Aves; Falconiformes; Falconidae
Product: vigilin-like
Cellular component (GO): cytoplasm; nucleus
Molecular function (GO): mRNA binding
Source: RefSeq, a predicted model, not a curated record